Coccinella septempunctata (seven-spotted ladybird) is the source of this 2296-nucleotide messenger RNA. RefSeq lists its product as uncharacterized. The transcript is spliced from 4 exons. Lineage: Eukaryota; Metazoa; Arthropoda; Insecta; Coleoptera; Coccinellidae. The record is from RefSeq and is a predicted model, not a curated record. The coding region runs from base 284 to 2200 and encodes 638 amino acids.
CACGUUUUCCCGCAUAUUCAAAUAAUGAAAUCAUUUGAUAGUGAACCGCAUCACUGCUCAGUGAGAAUUAUUCUUUUCGUUGCAUAAAACAUUGUACUUCGUGUGGUGAGGAAAUGUGUGGGCAAGCUGAUAAGCACUAUUUUCAUUGAUGUUCGUAUCAUAACUUAAUUAUUGCCAUUUUCGAACCAAUCAUGAAAUAUUCGUGGCUAUCGGAAAAUUCACGCGUGGAUUAAUAAAGUGAUUGAUAUCUGGAGAAUGCGACGAAUUUGAAUGAAAUAUUAUCAUGUACCUAUCCGUAGAAGCUCCAUCAUGUAAGAAAGUAUUUGUAUUCACAAUAUUUCUGGCGGCUGUGGUUCUACUUUGUUUUUAUCACGAGAACCCACUCGAAGGAAUUUACUAUGAUAAUGGAUUAAUAGAUCUCGUAAACGUUACCACAAAUUAUACAGAGUAUUUGGUUUGGAGUCCGGAAUGCAGAAUCCGAAACGUGGAUCCUUUCAACGAAGAAGCCAUGAAAUAUUCUCGAAAAGAAAAAUACAUUUCAUGCAGCCAACAAAAGUUGCUCACUUAUGUUAAUGUAAACGGAACGAAAGCUGUAUUGCAUAUUGAUAAAAAAAAUCAACAUUUCUAUACCAAAGAAGAUGUGACCUGUUGCUAUUCUUAUGUCCGCAGAUUUGGCAGUAAACAGAAGCCCGAUGAAGGAAUCAAAUUCAGUACCUGCAUAGCUUUCAAGGAUUCCCUCAAUCUUACCCAAGAUACCGUGAAAGUAUCGUGCCAUUCAAAAAAGCACAAGAAAGUUUAUGAGAAUGUGCAUGAAGUUAUAAGAGCCAAAGAUGAACAUAUUGCAUCGAAAUUGCCACAGAAUUCUGACAGAGUGCCAAGUGUUUUAUUCGUAGGAAUUGAUAGUAUUUCUAGAUUGAAUCUUAUUCGCGCCAUGCCAAAAACUUACGAAUUUUUAUCCAAUGACAGCGAAACGUGGUUUCCACUCUUGGGAUAUAAUAAAGUUGGUGACAACACGUUUCCAAACCUGAUGGCCAUUUUCACCGGAUACAAUAUUACAGAAGCUUACCAGAACUGCAAUCCUAAGAAGAUAGGACCAUUAGAUUCGUGUCGAUUCAUUUGGAAGGAUUAUAAAAAAUUUGGCUAUAUCACAGCUUAUGGGGAAGACGAAACCUGCAUUAACACUUUCAAUUAUCGAAAGAAAGGAUUCACUAAGGAACCGGUAGAUUACUAUUUCAAACCUUACAUGGAAGCUGCGGAAAGUAUAGGUACUGUGAAACGCGACACUCUCAGUUACUGCGCUGGACCGGAGACAUCUGCUGAGAGAAUUUUGAACUUAGCUAAAGAUUUCGCCAUCACCUACAGGGAAUACAAAAGUUUCGGAUUCUUCUGGAUGAAUACUUUCAGUCACAACAACCUCAAUACUCCCAGCAGAAUGGAUGAGAAAGUACUAAACUUCCUAAAAGAGAUAACAGAAGCAAAGAUUUUAGACAAUAGCAUAGUCGUAUUCUUGAGUGAUCAUGGCAUUCGUUUUGGAGAUAUAAGACACACAUUCACCGGCUGGUACGAAGAAAGGUUACCUUAUAUUUAUUUCUCCUUCCCUGAGUCAUUCAAAAAGAAGUACCCAGAAGAAAUUGCAAAUUUUCGUACUAACGCUAACAGACUAACAACACCAUUCGACGUGUAUAUAACCUUGCAGCAUCUGUUAGUUCUUUCUGGAUUCAACUUUACCAUUAAAUCUAUCACUUCUUGUCCAUUUUGUAAAUCUUUAUUAACAGAUAUAGACUUAACUAGAUCAUGCGAGACAGUUGGAAUCGCACCACAUUGGUGCACGUGCUCUGGUUUUUCUAAUUUGAAUAGCAAAGAUAGUGUUGUUCUAGCAGCAGCAAAUUUUCUAGUUAAGGAAAUACAACGCAAUGUACAUAAAAUGGGAGGUAGCCCUAAGUGUGCCAAAUAUCAUUUAGGCAAAGUACUACUUUCCUCUAUAUCCGAUAAGUUUAGUUAUAAAAAUGACACCUAUUUAUUGAUAUCUAUAGAAACGAUACCAAAAGCAGUUUUCGAGGCAACAAUACAUUUGAUAAAAGAUGCCAAAAACGCCACGACCUUCGUUAUUGAUACUUCCAUAAGUAGAUUGGACAGCUAUUUUAUACAUGGAAAAUGUGUUUCUGACGAAAUUUUGAAACAGUAUUGUUAUUGUAAGUAAAAUAUAGAAGUGCCUUUCUCGAAUUGAGUAUUACAUAUAUAUCUUUAUUUAUUUCUCAUGUUGUAAAUAUUGUACAAAUAAAUUUAAUUUUUUCAA